Molecule: messenger RNA, 1721 nt
Organism: Armigeres subalbatus
Lineage: Eukaryota; Metazoa; Arthropoda; Insecta; Diptera; Culicidae
Product: probable cytosolic Fe-S cluster assembly factor AAEL012261
Exons: 5
Coding region: 176-1612 (478 amino acids)
Biological process (GO): iron-sulfur cluster assembly
Cellular component (GO): cytosolic [4Fe-4S] assembly targeting complex
Source: RefSeq, a predicted model, not a curated record
CAGCUGAUAUCAAAUGGAGAAAGCAAAUCAGAAAAACAGAGAUUCAUAUUAAUUUUUACACCAUAGCAGUCACACAACAAAGAAAAAAAAAACAAAUUUACACCUAAUAUUUUUAAUUUAUAAUAUUUACAAGGAGUUUAGUUAGAAGAGGUUGUCUAUUGAUAAAUCUUUCAUUAUGUCGCGUUUUAGUGGGGCAUUACAACUAACUGACUUGGAUGAUUUUAUUACGCCGUCACAAGAAUGUAUAAAACCGGUAAAAAUCGAAACCAACAAGGGGAAAACCGGGUCCAAAAUUACUAUCCAAGACGAUGGAUCUUACAUGCAGGCUACUUCUAGCGGUCUGCAAAAGCUGGAAAAAGUGGAAAUCACUCUGGCCGACUGUCUGGCGUGCUCCGGCUGCAUUACGUCUGCCGAAGGUGUUCUCAUCACGCAACAAAGCCAGGAAGAGCUUCUGAGGGUAAUGAACGAGAAUAAUCUAGCAAAGUUGAACAAUCAGCUAGAUUCGGUGCGAUACAUUGUGUUCACUGUCGCGCAACAGCCCAUUCUUUCGCUGGCCAAGCGGUACAAUCUCAGCCCGGAUGAAACAUUUGAGCGUGUUGCAGGAUACUUCAAAAAACUCGGCGCGGACAUGGUUCUGGACACAAAAAUAGCGGAUGACCUGGCGCUUAUUGAGAGUCGGAACGAGUUUGUUGAGCGUUUAAACACAAACAAACAAUUGCUACCAAUGCUGGCUUCUUCGUGCCCCGGGUGGGUUUGUUAUGCGGAGAAAACUCACGGCAAUUUUAUUCUCCCCUACAUUGCCACAACGAGAUCACCGCAACAGAUAAUGGGGGUUUUGGUGAAGAAGUAUCUAGCUAAAAUUAUGGGUACUAGCGGUGAUAGAAUCUAUCAUGUGACAGUAAUGCCUUGCUACGAUAAGAAACUGGAAGCUUCUCGAGAGGAUUUCUUCUCAGAAGUUGAUAAUUGUCGAGAUGUGGAUUGUGUUAUAACAUCCAUUGAAAUCGAACAAAUGCUGGAUGCAACGGAAAUUCAGAUGCUUCAAUCUGUGGAAAGAUCGCCAAUAGAUUGGCCAUGGCCAACACCACGUCCGGCUAUAUUUGUGUGGUCGCACGAGAGUUCUGGAUCUGGUGGAUACAGCGAGUACAUCUUCAAAUACGCAGCCUGGAAGCUGUUCAACAUAGCCGUCGAUCGAGUAGAGUUUAAAAUUCUUCGUAAUAAUGACCUUCGGGAAGCAGUACUCGAACAAAAUGGAGAAGUGCUGCUUCGGUUUGCAAUUGCCAACGGUUUUAGGAAUAUCCAAAACAUCGUUCAGAAGCUGAAACGUGGGAAGUGUAAUUAUCACUUUAUAGAAAUAAUGGCUUGCCCAUCCGGUUGCUUAAACGGAGGUGCACAGGUAAGACCUGUGAAUGGACAAACGCCCCGAGAGCUGACGGGAGAGCUGGAAGCGAUUUAUAGGAUGUUGCCGCAGUCUAACCCUGAGAAUGAAGUCGUGGAAACUGUGUACACGACUUUCCUUGACAAUGACGGAGAUAACAAUAAGAGGAAAGAGUUUCUACACACGAGCUAUCACCAAAUUGAGAAAAUGAAUACUGCACUAAACAUAAAAUGGUGAUUUUUUGUUAUAAUAAAUAUUUGUUUUGUUAUAUUGUAUUAAAUCCACCUAAUAAGAAAUAAAUAUGCAAUAAAUAAUAGCUUCAAUCCCUCUCAGGGAUUGAAUCCUA